Anthonomus grandis grandis is the source of this 660-nucleotide messenger RNA. RefSeq lists its product as uncharacterized. Gene Ontology annotation, biological process: peptidyl-glutamine methylation; tRNA methylation; rRNA (guanine-N7)-methylation. The record is from RefSeq and is a predicted model, not a curated record. The transcript has 3 exons. Gene Ontology annotation, molecular function: protein heterodimerization activity. NCBI's taxonomy places the organism in Eukaryota, Metazoa, Arthropoda, Insecta, Coleoptera, Curculionidae. Bases 95 to 559 code for a protein of 154 amino acids.
GUAUGUCAAUGUCAAAUAACACAUUUUUUUGGUGUUUGUUGAAAUAUUUAUAAAUAAACAUUUUCAAAAAUCUUCAUACAAAAAAUUGAAAAAGAUGAAGCUGCUAACUCAUAAUAUGUUAACUUCGAAAUGUAUGCGUGGUGUAAAUGUCGGAUAUCCAUUGACAAUUAACAUUUUUCGUGGGAUGAAACUGCUCAGACAUAACUUGAUUUCCUCCAAAUGUAAGCGGGGUGUUCGAGUUGGUUAUCCUUUGCAAGUUAAUGCUUCGGAUGUUCGAGUCUCUGACGUAGAUUUUAACCCGGACUUCAUAUCCAAACUGAUCCCGAAAGUAGACUGGCCGGCACUAUACGAAGCUGCCCGAAGCGUUGGCCAGUCCGAGGACUUGCCUCCUCAGGCUCCAGAUGACUUCGAAACAAACGAAGAGUUCCUGAAAAAGGCCCACCGAGCGCUACUAGAAAUCGAGAUUAUAGAUGGAGAACUAAUCUGCCCGGAAAGCGGACGCAAAUUCCCUAUUAAUAACGGCAUUCCAAACAUGUUAUUAAAUGAAGAUGAAAUUUAAAUUGAUUAAAUUACCUGCUGUAAGUGUUAUUAGAUUGUUAAGUUUUAUAGUUUUUAAGAUGUGACAAAUUAAAGAUGCGAUUUUUUUUCUGCUUGAUAUAA